AUGAAGUUCACCACCAUCCUCGCCUCCCUCAUCCUCGGCGUGAGCAGCCUUCCCACUUCCCCAGUGGACACUGCCGCCAACGACGCCCGCCUCGCCGUCCUCGACCGAGCCAAGGAACUCGGCGACAACUUCCAAGCGGCCAUGGCCGAUGUCCUCACCAACGAGGAGAUCGCGAGCUACAAGGCCGACGUCACCCGCGUUGCGGAGGAUGCUGUCGGUAACCUCGCCAACACGACCUAUCUCGACGGCCUCGCCCAGGAGUGGCACGACAACUUGUCUCCCGUCGUGAAGGAGAAGAUGGCCCAUUUGCGCGAUAAGUCACAGCGCCGCGACACCAUGAAGUGCGACUGGCGUCACUUCGCGGAGACCAUGUGCGGUCAAGUGCCGAAAUGCUCGAUCAAUGAGAACCUAUGCGGGCCUUAG
Zasmidium cellare ATCC 36951 is the source of this 423-nucleotide messenger RNA. RefSeq lists its product as uncharacterized. The transcript has 4 exons. Bases 1 to 423 code for a protein of 140 amino acids. NCBI's taxonomy places the organism in Eukaryota, Fungi, Ascomycota, Dothideomycetes, Mycosphaerellales, Mycosphaerellaceae. The record is from RefSeq and is a predicted model, not a curated record.